CAGACAGGAUGCCAGCCCCACGCAAUACCAAGGCAGCAGGGAGCAAGCAACCCUACACGAGCAGAGCGCCAGCUGUGGAGAAUGCCCAAGCUAAGAAGGAGGAAAGCUGUCAGGCGAAGAGAUCUCCUUCCUCACCACAAGGUGCGCCCAAAAAGCGUUCUGCCUUUGGAGAUAUUACCAAUGCUCACAAGAUUCAACAUGUAUUAGGAAAGAAGGAGACAGCAAAGACGGCUUCCAAAAAGGCCCCGAAGGGAUCGGUUGUGUUGGGCGUUGAAAAGAACAAUGAGAUUAACCUGAAAAAAUCAGUGAGCAAGGUUCCCUCUGAGGAUACACCCGCUGAGAAGGUUCCAAAAGAGAAGGAGGACCUGUCACAGACUCCAGCGGAUGAAGUGGCUUUGGUGCAGGUGAAGCCAAUUGAGGACGUAGACAAAGUCCAGCGGGACGAUCCUUACGCCAGCGCUGAAUAUGCCAAGGAUAUCUUCAACUACAUGCGGGAGCGAGAGGAGAAAUUCUUGAUCCCGGAUUACAUGGAGGACCAGCCUGACAUCACCAGGGACAUGCGGGCCAUUCUGGUAGACUGGAUGGUGGAAGUGCAGGAGAACUUCGACCUCACCCACGAGACGCUUUACCUGGCGGUCAAACUGAUGGACCACUAUCUGGUGAAGGUGACCAGCAUGCGGGACAAGCUGCAGCUCAUCGGCUCCACGGCCAUCCUCAUUGCCUCCAAGUUUGAGGAGCGUUGUCCCCCCUGUGUGGAUGACUUCCUGUACAUCUGUGAUGAUGCUUACAAGAGGGAAGAACUCAUCUCCAUGGAAAUGAGCAUAUUGCAAACACUCCACUUUGACAUAAAUAUUCCUGUUGCGUACCGCUUCCUCCGUCGGUUUGCCAAGUGCGCCCACGCUACCAUGGAGACUCUGACACUGGCCCGGUUCAUCUGUGAACUGACCUUGCAGGAAUAUGACUUUGUGCAGGAGAGGGCUUCUCGGUUGGCUGCCAGUUGCCUCCUCUUGGCACUGAAGAUGAAGAACCUCGAUGGCUGGAAUCUCAUGCUGGAGUAUUACAGUGGCUACGGCGUCCAAGACCUCCAGUUACUGGUUAAGAAGCUGAACUUCCUGUUGACCUAUCAGCAUGAUGAGCGGCUCAAGGCUGUGCGCAGCAAAUACUCUCAUAGGGUCUUCUUUGCAGUGGCCAAGAUGCCACCUAUGGAUAUGCUGAAGCUGGAGGACUCUUUGCGUGGGGCCAGCAGGAGGUCUUUGUCGUAAGCCACAGCAAAGCAGCUGGCAUGUAAAUACUGUGUAAAUAAGA
Molecule: messenger RNA, 1305 nt
Organism: Euleptes europaea (tarantolino)
Lineage: Eukaryota; Metazoa; Chordata; Lepidosauria; Squamata; Sphaerodactylidae
Gene: CCNB3
Product: cyclin B3
Exons: 11
Coding region: 9-1262 (417 amino acids)
Biological process (GO): mitotic cell cycle phase transition; regulation of cyclin-dependent protein serine/threonine kinase activity
Cellular component (GO): cytoplasm; centrosome; nucleus
Molecular function (GO): cyclin-dependent protein serine/threonine kinase regulator activity
Source: RefSeq, a predicted model, not a curated record